This is a messenger RNA of Metschnikowia bicuspidata var. bicuspidata NRRL YB-4993, 669 nucleotides long. RefSeq lists its product as uncharacterized. The coding region runs from base 1 to 669 and encodes 222 amino acids. NCBI's taxonomy places the organism in Eukaryota, Fungi, Ascomycota, Pichiomycetes, Serinales, Metschnikowiaceae. Gene Ontology annotation, biological process: mitochondrial electron transport, NADH to ubiquinone; mitochondrial respiratory chain complex I assembly. Gene Ontology annotation, molecular function: NADH dehydrogenase activity; 4 iron, 4 sulfur cluster binding. Gene Ontology annotation, cellular component: membrane. The record is from RefSeq and is a predicted model, not a curated record. The transcript has a single exon.
AUGCUCCAGUCCCUUGCUAGAAACAGUGUGCGUGGAUUUGCGUUUCUGGCCAGAAUCGCCAAGCCAGCUGCUACUGCCACGGGCCCGGUGACUGAAUAUUUGACCACCGGUGGUUCCACGCAGGCAGUGUGGCCAAAAGGUUUCAGACAGCCCCGCCCACAGACGUGGGAGGAGAGCAGCGAGUCUGCGUUGCUGAAGGCCACGAAAUUCUUCUUUUUGAGCGAGAUUGCUCGUGGUAUGUACAUCUGUAUGGAGAUGUUUUUCAGAAGCCCUUACACGAUCUACUACCCUUUCGAGAAGGGUCCCAUCUCGCCCCGUUUCAGAGGCGAGCACGCCUUGAGACGUUACCCCAGCGGAGAAGAAAGAUGUAUUGCCUGUAAGUUGUGUGAGGCCAUCUGCCCGGCUCAGGCCAUCACCAUUGAGGCCGAGGAGAGAAUCGACGGUUCCAGAAGAACGUAUAAAUACGACAUUGACAUGACCAAGUGUAUUUACUGUGGGUACUGCCAGGAGUCGUGCCCUGUGGACGCUAUUGUCGAGUCGCCAAACGUCGAGUACAGUACCGAGACCAGAGAGGAGUUGUUGUACAACAAGGAGAAGUUGUUGGAGAACGGAGACAAAUGGGAGCAAGAAUUGCAGUAUUGUAUUGAUGCCGAUGCUCCUUACAGAUAA